UACAGAGGUUGCAGCUUCACCAGGUCUUCCAAGUGCUGCCUGCAGAGUGAACCUGUUUCUUUAGGACCCAGAGGAAAAGUCCAGAGGAUUGGAGUUAAUGCUGUGUCCCCUUGUGAGAGCCUCAGAUACAGAGAGAACUGGAACUGGAAGUCAGACUAAGAUCUACAAGUGGUAAGAUUGCAGCCAGGCUCUGUGCCCCUUUAUUUACUCACAUCUAUUAGGGCGAGCAAAGUAUAUUUAAUGUUAGAGUACCCCAAUCAGCUUCACACUGGGACUCCCCAGAAAUAAUAUUAAUCCUGCUGACACAUUCCUGGGGUUCAGGCUAGGGUAGGGACUUAGGAGUGCUGCUGCAGAAACUGGUUGUGGAGGGCUUAAAUUGGGGGAUUCAGAACAGAGCUUGGAAAAAAUAUUUUCCUAUGAAUUUGGCUGCAGCUCACACACAGUCAGGGGUCUUGGAAGGGGUUUACAAGGGAAGGCAGCUGUGUAAAAGUAAUGUGUGACCUGCACAAUUACCCCAGGGUAGGUAACAAGGCAGGGGUAGGUCUAGACACUAUGGUAUAUGCAGUGAUCAUUGUUAGAAAGUUAUAGUUAAUAACAGAUCAGGAGUAGAUCAAUAAACAUUUAUAGAGCACUAACAUAUAUGUUACAAAAUGUGUCACAUUUACACAUAGAACAUAUAGAAUAAAUUGUUACAUGUUAAAAUAGAAUGUUUAUAAUCUGAUGUGUUAUAUGUUUCAAUACAGAAUGUUUAUCAUAAACUGUUAUGUUUAAAGGCAGCGUGUUUACAAUAGAAUGUUAUGCUUUAAAAUAAAUGUACAGAAUGGAAUGGUAAAAGGUUUAAGGACAGAAUGUACCGACUAUAAUGUUACAUGUUUAAAGACAGAAUGUAUAGAAUAGAAUGUUUCUUUUUCCUUUUUCAAAUGCACAUAACAGAUACAAUGUUUAAGAUACAAUGUAUAGAAUAGAAUGUUAUUGUUUAAUUAUAGAAUGUACUAAAUAGAAUGUUACAUAUUUCACAAUAGAAUGUUAUUGUUUAAUUAUAGAAUGUACAGAAUAGUAAGCUGCAUGUUUUAAGAUAAAAUGUACAGAAUAGAAUGUUACAUGUUUAAUUAUGGAAUGUACAGAAUAGAAUGUUAUGCUUUAAAAACAGAAUGUACAGUAUGGAAUGGUAAAAGGUUUAAGGACCGAAUGUACAGACUAGAAUGUUACAUGUUUAAAGACAGAAUGUAUAGAAUAGAAUGUUUCUUUUUUCUUUUUUAGAAUGCACAUAAUAGAUACAAUGUUUUAAGAUACAAUGUAUAGAAUAGAAUGUUACAUGAUUUACAAUAGAAUGUUAUUGUUUAAUUAUAGAAUGUACUAAAUAGAAUGUUACAUGUUUUACUAUAGAAUGUACAGAAUAUAAUGCUACAUGUUUUACUAUAGAAUGUACAGAAUAGAAUGUUACAUGUUUCAUUAUAAAAUGCACAGAAUAGAAUGUUACAUGUUUCAUUAUAAUAUGUACAGAAUAGCAUGUUACAUGUUUCAUUAUGGAAUUACAGAAUAGAAUGUUACAUGUUUCAUUAUGGAAUGUACAAAAUAGAAUGUUACAUGUUACAUUAUAGAAUGUACAGAAUAGAAUGUUACAUGUUACAUUAUAGAAUGUACAGAAUAGAAUGUUACAUGUUACAUUAUAGAAUGUACAGAAUAGAAUGUUACAUGUUACAUUAUAGAAUGUACAGAAUAGAAUGUUACAUGGCUAAAGACAGAAUGUUACACAUUUCAUUGUCUAGUAGUUACUCUGUUUAAACACUAACAGGAAUGGCUUAGUCACCCCUCACACUAGGAAAUGAUCCCCCAGUGAUCUGUAAUACAAUCCAGGUCUAAACCUGCCGCAGUUGUUUAUAUAGUUGUAAUAAGUAUCACCUGUUUUUACAUAAAUCCUGUAUGUAUUCUGGUUUAAUUGAGAAGGGAUCACAGGGACAGCUAGCUGGAUUAAUAUUAAUUAUUCAGGAUCCUUACCAUCCUUCGAAUUGUGAUUUGAUUUGACUUUUUCGUAUCUGAACAGCAGCCUAAUUUCUUUUAUUAUAAAUUCCCAAUCAUAUAAUUGUAACAUUUUAUUUUGCAUUUAAAACAGAAAAAUGGAAAUCCCUGCAUUAAACGUUAAAUGUCUAAUUAAACCUUCCAUUCUUGAUUAUUGCUACCGUCCCGUGGCAUUUUAAGGGUUACUUCUGCCAGUCCAGCAGGCACUGUGCCACCACGCAUGCGAUUGUUUGGUCUGUUGGCAGGGAUGUGGUGGAUGGCAGACUGUGGCACUCAUUAGUGCCCCUCCAGAUGUGCAGUCAGUAUGGGUCUCUGAGCCAGCUACAUUGCUUUACAGGGAGAUAUCCCCUCCCUCCAGCCCCCCUCUAACUAAGUACAUUGUAAUUGGAGUACAUUUUUUUUAAAACUUUUGGUCUGUAGCCAAAAUAAAACUUACUGUCUCAGAUUGCCUUUGUUUCUCCCCCCCUAAGCUGGAAAGCUAUUAAAGAGGGUUAGAGAGUGGGGGGAUGGGAGUGGUCCUAGGGGGGAGGUGAGAGGCAAGGCUGAUUUUGGAUGGGGUGGAGGGUUGGGUAACAGGAGGGUAUACUGAUGAUUCCCAGAUGUUACCAUACAGUAUAGGAAGGAAUCCCGGUCUCCGGGCUAAAACUUGUAGCAGAACAAAGAGAUUCAUUGACUUCAGAGCAGGCUAUCCUGCUAGUUGGUGGGGGGGUGAUUAGUCUUACAGCUGGAGGAGCUGAUUUACAUCACAGCUGGCUGCUGGAGGUGCAGAGAAUUGUUAUGAAAGGGUUCGCUGGCAGAUGUAUUAUUAUUAUUAGUGCUCCAGGUUGGGUUUUUUUGUCAGUUGUCCCUUUCCUGGAUUCGGCCAGAGAUGGACCAAGCAUCUCUGCUUCUACAGAAUGUCUUGGGCUCCAGAGUAACGAUUGACACCUCAGUGUAACAAGAUGUUCUGUAGCAGCUCUAUGGUUUUAUGUGACCAGUCUGUGUGAUAUAGGAGACGUCCUAUAAUUUACACGGACCUAACUCCGCCAUGCAAGAAGAAAAAAAUGGUCGCUUCUCUCCCAAAUUCCAGUCAGAAAAUUCCAGUUGAUAGUUGGAUAUAUUUUUCAUGCAGAGCGCGUUGGAUCGCCAUUUUGGCUGAGGGUCCUUAAAUUCCUCUGCUGUACUGAAACACAAUUUGUAUUACCCCCAGUCUGACUUUAAUGUACAAAUAAUAUGAAAUAACUCUAAAGGGUCCUAUUCACUAAACAGUGUGAUUCAGAGCAUUGACGUUUAAUUCAAAAUGGCAGAAAAUGGCAUCUUUCCUCCAAACUGUUAUUUUGGCCCGAAAUUGUAAUGUUCAUUUUACACCGAAGCUGACUUUGUGUCUGGCAGUUUUCGUGUUGCGAAUUCACCAAAGGAAAUUGCCAUUCAUCAUACACUGCGUUCAGGGCCAAGUCUCGCAAUAAUAGACUCAGGGUAGUAUUUAUUUUAUUUAGUUACAUGGUAGUAUAACCUUUCAAACAAUUCUGAUUCUGCUUCUAAUCGAAAAGAAGGUGAAAAGACCAAUUUGCCCCCCAAAAAAACAAAUGAGAAAUCAUUUUCUUAUUUCCAAAAUUUCAAUCAGAUUUCUCAUUGCAUUAAUAAGCUGAAAUACGUCCAUAGCUAAACUUUGAUAUGUUUUGUAAGAUCCUUUUGUUAAAUGACGUGGUUGCUGAACUUUCAUUUUCUUUGUGAAGACCUAAUGAUCCACCUCUUUAAGGACUUUACUGGUGGUAAUAAUUACUAAACUGUUGAUGUCAUUAUCGUGAGCAGCGUCCAUUUUGUUCUCCUACUUGCCUGUCACGUUGCUCCGUUGAAUGAUACUCUAAUCCGCCAAAUCAAGUUUGCAGCGUAACCGCAGAGAAUGUUUGCAAAUGUCUCCUGAAGGAACACUUUGUGCACUUAAGAAAAAAAAUAUAAUGUAUAAAAUAUUAUAAUGUUAUCUCGCUUCAAACGGGGCCGACAGCUCUAUCUAUGUAUGAAUGUGAAGGACUUGUCUGAUCCUGCCCAACCCCUACUCGAGACAGGGCAGAUACUGAACUUUUUAUUUUAGAACUUUCUUUUUUUUAUUUAUUUUUUAUACAAGAUUGAUCAGGUCUCCAACAACGUUAAUUUAGUUGACUAAAACUAACAAAUCAAAUGACUAAAAUACAACUAAAACUAAAACAGCUUUUUUUUUUUUUUGUCAAAAGAAAAUGACUAAAACUAAACAGAAAUGUGCUGCCAAAAUUAACACUGGUCUCCAAAAUACUGUCCUUCAACACCAGGUACUGUGCCUGGACCCCAUCUCCAGCCUUCCAGUAACUGAAUUCUCUCUCUGGGCCUUCAAAACUCCUUUAUCUCUCUUGACCUACAUCACCCAGUCCUUUCUCCAGACUUUCAAUAUCCAGAUUCUUUCACUGGGCCUUCAACACCUGGUUCUCACUCUAGGCCUCCAGUACACAGGGCUCUCUUUGUACUUCCAUCGCUCUGUCCUCCCACUGGGCCUCCAUCAAGCGGUCCUCUCUCUGGGCCUCCAUGAAGCUGCCCUCUCUCUGGGCCUCCAUCGAGCGGUCCUCUCUCUGGGCCUCUAUCGAGCUGUCCUCUCUCUGGGCCUCUAUCGAGCUGUCCUCUCUUUGGGCCUCCAUUGAGCUGUUCUCUCUCUGGGCCUCCAUUGAGCUGUCCUCUCUCUGGGCCUCCAUUGAGCUGUCCUCUCUCUGGGCCUCCAUCGAGCCGUCCUCUCUCUGGGCCUCCAUCGUGCUGUCCUCUCUUUGGGCCUCCAUUGAGCUGUCCUCUCUUUGGGCCUCCAUCAAUCUGUCCUCUCUCUGGGCCUCCAUCAAUCUGUCCUCUCUCUGGGCCUCCAUCAAGCUGUCCUCUGGGCCUCCAUCAAGCUGUCUUCUCUCAGCCUCCUUACCAAAGUCACUCUCUGGACUUCCAUCACUGUGAGGGAGGCAGUUUAAGACAAACAUUGCAUUCUGGCUGAUCCAUGUUUUAUCUGCUCCCAAUAAUCCCUUUUCGCUGUUUAACAACAUUCCCCCACCCGCUUUUUAUUUUUUUCAGUUGACUAACAGAGGUAGUCAUUAAAAAAGGCUGACAAAUCUCAAGAAGCCAACCCGUUCAUUGGGUUCUGCUAGAAUUACGAUUAGCAUUAAAUCCAGUCGUAAUUCAAUGAUAAUAUUGUUCAAAACCGGUCGAAUAAUCUUUGACUGGGUUUUUCGGAUAGAGUGUUAUCUAGGCCAAAGUUUGGAACCUUCGCAGUGAAAAUUAGCAAGAGAGAAAUGUGUCUUAACAGAAUACCUUUACUAAAAUGUCAAACCAUGUUGUUUGAGGGAGGGCGCGUGUGGCGGUCCUGCUGAUGGAACUCUAUGUAAAGAUUGGGGGCCACGGGUAGGAAUUGGCACAGUCCCAGCUGCCUGAAAUCUUCCUCUAAUAACCGUACUCUUUGCAUUCCCCGCCAGAGAUUUGUUAACCUAUUUUGAGUCUGGUGAUUUUUUUUUUUUAAAUUUUUUUUUUUUUUUUACAAAGCUCCAGACUGCAUUCUUUUCUUUUUUUUUCUUGUUCACUAGAAAGGUCUACUCUCUUUUUCCUUGGCCUCUUCCCACUUUUAGAUGUAUUUAAUGGCUGUUAGCAAAGUUUAUAGCUAUGUUUCUUGGGCCAAAGUUGAGUAAAAAUAUUUCAGGAUUGGCCGGGGCUUAACCGCAGGACGGAGCGGACGCCAUUUCUCAUGGCUACCGAGAUACACAGCCAAAUCCCUUUACAAUCGAGGGCAUCACUGCCCAUCCGACUGCCAUGACCCGCAGAAUCACCUCGGGGGCGACGUACGGAGACGGUAUAUGCCUUUUUUCCCCAGCAAUCCAGGCUGAAAUGGUGGAAAAAAAGGCUUGCGGCCUACUACCUCCCCCCAGCCUUGGACUCGAGGAGUGGUAGAAUCCGUUCCAGAUACUGGACGCAAGAGCAAAGACAGCUGCAAACACUGCGCCGAGAAGUGCCCGGGACACCAGGAGAUUCCAGAAACAUUGGAUCUAUGCUCCAGAAACAGGCCCAAAGCAAGAUGGCGAGGCCUGAAGCAGGUACAACCACCACUUCACCUCAGGCUCCCACACAGGAGGAGGCACAGCCUCAAUCUGAGCAGCAGGGUUAUGAGCAAGCAGCCCCAAAUUACCCUGACUUCUCCAAUCUAGCUACUAAGCAGGACAUUAAAGCACUUCUACCUGACUUUAGGCAGACCUGGACAGCAGAUAUUGCAGUGAUACAGACAGAUUUGCAAAUGGUGACUGACAGGGUCCGUGCCACAAAAGAAGACAUCACAGAUGUGAAACAAGCAGUGUCCACCAUGAGAGACUCGCUCCAAGAAGUGCAGAAAUUCCAAAAAGCAUUCUCCAUACAACUUACUACGCUGGAUGAUUGCACCAGACGCAAUAACAUAAAAAUCGGGUGGGUAUCUGAAACUUUUACAAUGGAGGAACUGCCCCACUAUCUGAGUCGCCUAGUGGCCUCGUUACUACCUCCGACACAAGCCAUAAAAGUCAUGAUCGACGGUCUGUUCAGCCUCCCAAAAUCAUCUAGGGCCCUAGCUCAGGCUGUCAGCGACAUCCUCAUCCACUGCACAUCCGCACAAGACAAACGGGCACUCCUGGCGGCACUGCGAGACCACACGCCUUACCAGUUCGAGGGCUCAGGCCUGUCAUUUUAUCAAGACCUAUCAAGGUCCACCUUACAGUGGAGGCGCAAAUUGCUCCCAGUGACAAGCCGGCUCAGGAAUGCUGGAAUGGCAUACAGCUUGAUGCCACCAAAAUCACUCCGCGUGCUCCACAACGGGACACUCUAUCCUCGGCAGAGGAAGCUCCAGCCCUAUUUGGGAAACUGGGACUAUCCGCACCUCCUGAUGGCUCAGCCAGCACCCACACAUGGGACCCGACCACCUUAGUCCCCUUCACCCUGCGACACCAACAGGAAACAUGGAAUGGGACAUGACUGAUUACCUGGACACAGCUCACACGAACAACCAAUGGCCGAAUCCUCACUGUUUUGGUUCAUUUACUUUGUUACAAGUUUUUAUUACUGUUUGAUACGCUUGCCAAUGCCUGCCUCACUAUCAGGGUUUACUCGAGUCAGGGAACACAGGUGGGGAGCUACAAUCCACGACCCCGCGAGCAAGGGAGCCUGCUUCAACUUUUAGCUGUUAGCAUGGAAUUAUGACAUCGCAUUUCAGGCUAGGAGCAUCCAGGUAAGUAUGAUUUAUCAAUAUUAGGGUAUAAGAAUUGUAGCUUCUGGGUAAGGUCACGCAUUAUAAAAGUUCAAAUAACAAUAACAACAAGCUGUGAUACCACUCGGUAGAAACUAUAAGACAUAAUGUGAAAAACAAAAAGGAACAUACAUUUCUGCUCAUAAGACAUGAGCUGUGAUCACACAGAUGCUUCACCAGCCGGGAGUCACCCAACACCAGAGGUGGCCAGAGUGCUAAGCCAGUCUCUAUGUCAGGUAGAUUUCUUCUCUUCAUCUCCGCGCAUGUAUGAACCAUUUUAUCUCCUCAAAAACAGAAUUCCAAUGGCAUCCAACCAGUUCCCUUACAAGAGAGUUGUAUCGUGUUCAUUUGUUUCAAACAAACUGUGAUUUGUCUACAUAUUUGGGUGAUUUGUCUAUAUUCCGUAACUCUGAAAUAUUAAAUGAAUGAAUCACAAAACAAUCGAAGUGGCCAGUGGCCGAACUGUUUGUUUUGUGAUUUGGAAUUCUGUCCAUGGUGCCCAAUAAAAAAAGAUGAUUCAUGGAAGUUAUAGUUGAUAGUUCUUUCCUUGUGUUGGUUACAAGCGUGAUGACUUUUCGUCCAAUCGAAUGCUUCUCAUUGUGGGCCGACAUGCCUGCGUGGAAUCCACCACACUCUAUUUAUUGAAUGAGAAGCACCGAAUCCGAUACUUCUUAAGGAGAAGCAUCGGAAAUCGGCACUGGGCAUGUGCACGAGUAACAAGCUGAGGGACAGCUCAGGCCACCGUUCGAACACGCUGAAUGUGAAGACUCUAAAGUAGAUCUUCAACAUGCCCUCAGUGGCCGUCAGCCUGACUUGAAGGUGGUCCUAAAAACAUAAUCAUUGCUGUUUCUCUCAUAGCUGGAGGGAAACGUUGGGUCACUGCACCCGGACCACUUCAUUUAGAUGGUUCCGGUGCUCAGAGUGUCCCAGUCUUCCCAGUACAUCUCAUGUUGCAUUCAGUCACCGGACAUAUGUCGCCUUCUCUGUGUCUGUUUCUUCCUCACUAUGGUUCUACUUCUUCAUCUCGUUCAGUUUUGUUUGCUAACCAUCGUCUAUGUUGCUAAUUUGUGCAAUAUGUUUAUUUCACGAUGUUUGGUAUGUUGUUUUCUGAACCCCUUCAGUGAUACGAAAACUUUGAAUAAAUGUCAGUUUAAAAAGCAAAGUCAAAGAAUGAACCCCCCCAUAGAUUUUGGAAUAGUCGGUGUAUGACGUCAUGGGUUUCGGCAGGGACGUAUCACCACGCUCGGUGAGGAAUGGGGUCUGUUCACUGAACUGGACUGAAUUGGUUUGACUUGUCCGCUACAAUCUGACUCAAGCAGGGUCUGCGAGUUUCGGCCACUUAAAAGGAGCACGGCAGGAAUUCUUCCUGACGCAGAGAAUGACUCCUGCCCCAGAAACGCGGGUCAACUUUGGUCAUGUGUAAACGUUUCCAGUCUGUCAUAAAAUCUGGAAAAAUACCACCAUUGCUGCUUGCUGUUAAACUACUGGUCGCACUACUCACCAAUGUCACACAACAACAAACCACACAGUGACUGACUGCUUUUUAUAACGUGGAAUAGUUAUACAGGUACAUCAAUCUUACAUCCCAUGAAGGAGCUGAAAUCCCAUGUAAAAUUUUAUUAUAAAGCGCCAACAUAUUCCACAGCGCAGUACAGUCAAGGAGUUCUAGUUAGACAUACCAGUAUUGAAGGAUUAGCGUACUCUGCCUGUGAGCCUGUAAUCUACCCCAGUGAAAGGGGUUAAAUACACUAAUUUUUCUGUCAUCAUACGGAGUUAUUUAACCCUAUCAUGCCACUCUCAAGGACACCAUGUCACAGAGACUCAGCCAGAUUAUAGCGACCCGCGAAUCUUUAAUAAUAUCACUUGAGAAAGGCUUGUGUGAGAACUGAAACAUUGCUUUAUGUGACAUUAAAGAGCCCUUUACACCUCCUGUGAGUCCAGUACUUUCUGUCUCUUAUUUUUGGGUGACUGUCACCUUAAAUAAUCUUCCCAUAAAUCAGGUUUAAAACAGUGCACUGCAAAUAGAAAUAGGUUUAACGGGAUUCACCGGUUUGAGAUCUUUCCUGUGUUUCAGGGUGGAGGCGGCCAUCUUGUAAUUACACUAAGGAUUUUAAAACCACAGUAACCAUUACUGAUAAAAAUCAAAAACGCAAGGCUGCAGAGAUCAUGUGAUGUUUGCAGCCAAUCCGAGUCUCUGAUUUGCAUAAUGUCUCCCAGCAUUCCACUGUGCCCAGACCUUGAUGGAAAUGCUUUGACUUUUUUAGUACAAAAACCCUGCUGGAAAAAUGAUCAGCACAAAGCAUCCACCAUUUAUAAGCUACUAUUCAAUCUUGCAGGGACCCGGUUUGUCGCUUGGUCCUUUUAAGAUUCUCCUUAAGGAAAAUGCUGAUCCCUUUAAAACCUAAGAUUUCAACUUUUUUUUUAAAGGAAAAUCUUACUUACAGGUUAAUUUUUUGAGAAUACUUUGUGGAGCAGCGAUUGCGAGCCUUCCCACCCACAUAUUUCUGUAGUAUGUUUCCCAUGAUGCUUAGCGAGCCUUAGAAGGGACACUGAGUGCCGGUAGAUAUAGAUAAUGUAUCAAAUUAUAUUCCAUAAGAUGUAUAAUCGAUAAUCAUCUUUAAAAUGACUGUAUCGACGUGCAAUGAAUGUGAGUUGUUAUGGUGUGUGAAGUGUCCCUUUUAAAGUCAGUUUUUCUGGGAAUGAUGAUAUACGUUGUACUUCCUUAUAAAACAAAUAUUUAUUUCUGACUGUUGGUAGAUGAGCUCCGAUAACAUGUAAUGCAGUUUUUCUCAAUAAAUGACUGCCUGCUAUGACAGCUUUAUUAAUAUAAACGGUAAUUUACGAAAAUUUAGAAUGUGCUUCAAUGAAAGAUUAUUAAAGAAUUAUAAACUCCCGGAAUUGAGCAGAACUGAUAAGGAAAAUGCUAAUUAAAGGUCAAUGUAGCAGAACUGGGAAAAAAGGCAAAUUUGGGGAUUUAAUAUCCAUUUUUAUCAUGUUAAAAAUGGCAAUUUCCUGGUCAAUUCUCCCCAGUUCCCAGUUCAAUGAAUAACCCCGCAGGUCUAAUGUCUGGAGAUGGAAACGGUUUUUGUCUGCGAGAUUUGUACCUUUGUCACAAUGUGUAUUUGUUUUUUUCCAGAAUCGUUUUGGGGCCCGUUUAUCUGUCACCAUGAAAUUUGUGUGCCUGUUUGUGUUCUGCUUGCACGGUGAGUGACUCCCCUUUAAACACUCUCCUUCUCUCCGCUGCUCUUUAAAAUAUAAAAUAUCAUCUACACACUUCAUACCUCCCAAGUGUCCCUCAUUAGGGCCCAAAUCCAUCUGGCUUUAUUUUCCAUCCUAAUUUUCCUCUUUUCUCAGAGCUCCAUAUUGUUUGUGUGUCUGAGUGUAUAACAGAGCUCCACAGCAAUAAUACUCCCAGUAAUGUGUCUGGGUGUAUAACAGAGCUCCACAGCAAUAAUACUCUCAGUAAUGUGUCUGAGUGUAUAACAGAGCCCCACAGCAAUAAUACUCCCAGUAAUGUGUCUAAGUGUAUAACAGAGCUCCACAGCAAUAAUACUCCCAGUAAUGUGUCUGAGUGUAUAACAGAGCUCCACAGCAAUAAUACUCCCAGUAAUGUGUCUGAGUGUAUAACAGAGCUCCACAGCAAUAAUACUCCCAGUAAUGUGUCUGAGUGUAUAACAGAGCUCCACAGCAAUAAUACUCCCAGUAAUGUGUCUGAGUGUAUAACAGACUCCACAGCAAUAAUACUCCCAGUAAUGUGUGUGAGUGUAUAACAGAGCUCCACAGCAAUAAUACUCUCAGUAAUGUGUGUGAGUGUAUAACAGAGUGCAAUAAUACUCCCAGUAAUGUGUGUGAGUGUAUAACAGAGCUCCACAGCAAUAAUACUCCCAGUAAGAGUGUAUAACAGAGCUCCACAGCAAUAAUACUCCCAGUAAUGUGUGUGAGUGUAUAACAGAGCUCCACAGCAAUAAUACUCCCAGUAAUAAUACUCCCAGAAAUGUGUCUGAGUGUAUAACAGAGCUCCACAGCAAUAAUACUCCCAGUAAUGUGUCUGGGUGUAUAACAGAGCCCACAGCAAUAAUACUCCCAGUAUUGUGUCUGAGUGUAUAACAGAGCUCCACAGCAAUAAUACUCCCAGUAAUGUGUCUGAGUGUAUAACAGAGCUCCACAGCAAUAAUACUCCCAGUAAUGUGUCUGAGUGUAUAACAGAGCUCCACAGCAAUAAUACUCCCAGUAAUGUAUCUGAGUGUAUAACAGAGCUCCACAGCAAUAAUACUCCCAGUAAUGUGUAAAUAAGAUACAUUGUUCUUCUUCUAAAUUACGUUUACAGCAGGUAAUAAGGUCACAUAAAAUGCUCUGAAAUGUCCCGCCCUCUAGCCAAACCACAGCCCUACCCAUGGCCAUACCUAUUGAAGUGAAAGUGUCUCAGGUAAUGGCUAAUCUCGGCACUGUAGGUGUUUGUGAAAUGUUAAAUCCACAUCCUUGGAACAGGCUAAGGAGGACUAAUGCCAAGCUCCCUGAAAUAGACUCUGCCAUAAGGAGCCGCGUGAAUGUCAUGGCAUAAUCUUGGCGCAGUGGGUGUGUUUUUGUAUCAGUACUAUGUAUAUUAACUCCCUGUGUGUUUCUAUUGUCUUGCAGGGAUUUUUGCACAACAAUACGAGGUUGAACAUUACAAUCCAUCAGGUAAACACUCGUUGUACCCAAACACAGGGCUCCGAAGGGGAAGAAAUUGUUUAAUAAAAAUCACCAUGGAAACCAAUAAAAUGUGUCAACAUUUAGCACGUUUAACACAAAUUAGCACCUGGUAAAUCUCACAUGUGGUCUUUCUCUCCCCCCAGAUAUCCCAUUUUACUAUGAAUAUGAUGGCGAAGGUAAGUAAGCGACCGGUCAGUGAUAAAUCAGAGAGAGCUUUCUCUCCAGGGUCAGUCUAGAUUUACACAAAUUAUCAUUAAAAAUUACAAAAGAAAAAAUAUAUAACAUAUGAAGACACUAUAGCAACAAGUACCAAACGUGUAUUCAGUGAUUAAACCUGUACUUAAAGGGUUACUCCAGCCACCAUGACCACUUUAACUUUUACAAGAAGCAGAGAUAUUUGCAUGUUUGUGCCGGGGACUCUUACUCCCCAGCACAUGUGAUUUUGGCAGUCUGGAGCUCUGUCCAGUUCUGUGCAAAAUGUACGUCUGUCGUCCGUGCACACAGCGUGCUUUCGAGAGACAAGGUCAUCCUUUUUCUUGAAAGGAAAACGCCACAGACGGAAACUUGGUCUUCCCUCAUGCCUCCCUGGAUUUUUUUAAAUCCCCUCCCCUGUCCUCUUGCCUGUCGACCCCUUUCCUCCCUCCCGGCUCAGAAUGUGCGCAUGUUUUCCGAGCCGGGCAAACGGUCUAAUCACAUGCUUCUCUUAAAGCUUCGUCCGGUGUUGGAUUCCAGGUAAGUUUAAUCCUUUCUUUUUAGUACUGUUAGUGGAGGACCUAGUACUAAGGCAUUAAAAGCUACAAAAUAAGAUGAGAGAACCCUUUAACUAUUAAACAUCUGCACAUUUCUUGUGUUAUUGUUCUUAUAGCACAGAAGGGUUACUGAAUACAGGCCAGAUUUAAUAUUAUUAUUUAUUUUUUUAUAAUUCUUUAUUUUUGUAGUGCAUACAGUUGGAACAGUAAUGCUUGUGGUACCCCACCGGCAGUGAUUUAAUAUUAUUUUAAAGCGACACCUUAUACUGUACAGUAAAUAUUACUCAUUAUAUAUAAUAUAACCCUUACAGCAAGUACAGAGCUUUAAACUGUAUUAAGAUAAAUUCUCUUGCAUAUAAAUAUUAAGUCCGCUUUAUUUCGACUACCGCGGCUUAAAAUGUGAAAACUCACUCUGAAUCUCACGUUAGUAAAGAACGAUGUUAUUAAAAGAGAGGAUGGUCUGUAAUCCAGGUGAGAGCGUAGAUGACUUUUUAAAAGGGGAUGUUUUAAAUAUAUAUAUAUAUAUAAAUCAUAAGCAGAACUCUGUUCAGUAAAUAAUCCCCUCAGCGGGUUUAGUGCUCAGACAGUUGUAUAAUUUGGGGUAACGGUUAAUUAUUGAUAAUAUAAAUGUAUUUGCUGUCUGGCACCUAACUUGUAUUAAUUCUUCUGAUGUAAAAUGGAGAACACGUGAGAGGACUGCGCCACUUUUAGCACUUUGUAUCACUAUUCUGUUAGAAACACUUUGAAAAAUCUCCCCCAAUUCGUGUCCUUUUCCUCUCUGUGCAGAAGCCAUCGGGGGCCAAGUGCCAGGGAUUGAGACCUUCCCUGCCCUCCCACCUGAAAGCCCCCAUCUCCAGACCCUCCCGCAGCACGGACCAGAGGUGAAUCAAUAUGAAACCCUCCCACAGCAACAGCAACAAACUCAGCAAGAGGAAAUCCCAAUACCCAACCAAGGUAAUCUGCAAGUCGUCGCUGCAGGGAUCAUGGGGGGAUCAUGGCGGGAUUAUGGAGGAGCAGGGUAAGAGACGGGCUCAGGAUCCAGUGUACUGGCCCUUUAAACGUGUGUGUAAUGUAACUGCAGCAGCAUGAGCAGGUCUCGGGGCUCUCACUGUAUUGCGUCACUGUGUGAUGACUGUGUGAUUUAUUGCCCAAAGCUCUAACAAUCCCAUCCUUCUCUGGCGUUGAUGUCAAACUACCAGUCUGAAUCAAUUUAUAGAGAUAAAGGAAUUGUAUGGGCAUGGACUCAACUGUGUAAUGGUAGUAACAUGAGCUGCGUUAAAAGGGAGGGUGGUACAAUGCCCCCAAUACUGUAUUACAGGGGGGAGGGUAGUAAUAUAGGUUGCAUUAAAUGGACAGGGGAAAUGGGCUGUAUAAUACCGUAUUAGAAUAUUUAAUAUUAUUGUGGCAGGGCAGCAUUAAUGGUGAAGGUGGAGGGAAGGAGGGCGGCAUUAUACUUUGGUCAGAGCCACUCAGAUCCUUUCGAUUGCCCUUUUUCUUGCUUUCAACACAUGAAAUUCAAUAACUGACUGUUCACUUGCUGCCUAAUAUACCCCAACCAUUGUAACGAUAAAAUCAAUGUUAUUCACUUCACCUGUCAGUGGGUUUAAUGUUGUGGCCGAUCAGUGUGUGUCCACUGCAUUGAGUUUAAGGAUCUCAGCGUUUUUAAAAGAAAGGAAGGUAGAUCAGAAAUGGAAGAAACGUAGUCUGUACUUCUAUUAAUAUAUGUUUGUUCCUCUGCCUUGCAGAUCUAUAUCAGACAGAACCCACAGAACCGGGACCCCUAGGUAAGAGAUUUCACUUAUAUUAGUAAAAGCAGGAUAUUGACCAAUUAUGGUUACUAUGGGGAAAAGCACUUAACAAAUAAAAUACUCAUUCUCAUGUCUUUUAUUAAUUUGAUUGGAUAGCGCCAUUCAUGGUUUUCAUAUGGAAUAAUUGUGGGCUCUACAGCUCAGUGGAAGUUAAACUAUAGCUCCCAUAAGCCCUUGCUUACAGUAUGUGCUGAGCACUACCGUAAAACCUUACAGAACCAAUUUGAUUGGCUCAGCCACUUCCUGGUAACGUUUGAGAGGAAAUGAAAAUGUGAGAUUUUGUUUUUCUAUGUAAUACAACAUACAGUGUUCUGAAAGGGGGUUCUCUUUUAUAUUUAAAAAUUACAAGAAAAGACCGAAUACUGUUAUCUUUUCAGAUUGUCGGGAAGAGCAGUAUCCCUGCACCCGAUUAUACUCCGUGCACAAACCCUGCAAGCAAUGCUUGAACGAGAUCUGUUUCUACAGGUAAGGACCAGCCUGGAGCCGAUUCAGAAAUGUUUGUAUUUAAUAUUUUGCCAAUAAAUAAUAUACAAUAUCUUGCCAAUAAAUAAUAUGAUAUUCUGCCAAAAAAUAUUAUAUAAUAGUCUGCCAAUAAAUAUGUAAUAUUCUGCCAAUAAAUAUAUAAUAUUCUGCCAAUAAAUAAUAUAUAAUAUUCUGCCAAUAAAUAAUAUAUAAUAUUCAGCCAGUAAAUAUAUAAUAGUCUGCCAAUAAAUAAUAUAUAAUAUUCAGCCAGUAAAUAUAUAAUAGUCUGCCAAUAAAUAAUAUGAUAUCCUGCCAGUAAAUAUGUAAUAUUCUGCCAAUAAAUAUAUAAUAUUCUGCCAGUAAAUAAUAUAUAAUAUUCAGCCAGUAAAUAUGAUGUAAUAUUCUGCCAAUAAAUAAUAUAUAAUAUUCAGACAGUAAAUAUCUAAUAUUCUGCCAAUAAAUAUCUAAUAUUCUGCCAGUAAAUAAUAUAUAAUAGUCUGCCAAUAAAUAAUAUAUAAUAAUCAGCCAGUAAUAAUAUGAAAUAUUUUGCCAGUAAAUAAAACAUAAUUUUCUGCAAAUAAAUGAUAUUCUGCCAGUAAAAAAUAAAAAAUAUUCUGCCAAUAAAUAUUGUAUAAUAUUCAGCCAGUAAAUAUGUAAUAUUCUGGUAAUAAAUAUGAUAUUCUGCCAAUGAAUAAUAUGUAAUAUUCUGGCUUUAAAUGGUAUAAAAACAGUUCCCUGUGUAAUUCUUUUCCAAGCUGGGGCCAUUUUAUAUUGUCAAAUCUAAUGGGCAUAUUUGUAUUUUUCAGUCUGCGGCGCAUGUAUGUAAUAAAUAAGGAAAUCUGUAUACGUACCGUGUGUGCACACGAAGAACUUCUGAGAGGUGAGGAAUAAAGACACUCCACUCCCCUGAGUGUGUGAUGCCCACCACAGACACUCCCCUGAGUGUGUGAUGCCCACCACAGACACUCCCCUCAGUGUGUGAUGCCCUCUGCAGACACGCCCCUUCCCUGAGUGUGUGAUGUCCACUGCAGACACUCCCCUUCCCUGAGUGUGUGAUGCCCACCGCAGACACUCCCCUUCCCUGAGUGUGUGAUGCCCACCACAGACACUCCCCUUCCCUGAAUGUGUGAUGCCCACUGCAGACACCCCCCUUCACUGAGUGUGUGAUGCCCACCACAGACACUCCCCUGAGUGUGAUGCCCACCACAGACACUCCCCUGAGUGUGUGAUGCCCUCUGCAGACACGCCCCUUCCCUGAGUGUGUGAUGUCCACUGCAGACACUCCCCUUCCCUGAGUGUGUGAUGUCCACUGCAGACACUCCCCUUCCCUGAGUGUGUGAUGCCCACUGCAGACACUCCCCUGAGUGUGUGAUGCCCACCACAGACACUCCCCUUCCCUGAAUGUGUGAUGCCCACUGCAGACACUCCCCUUCCCUGAGUGUGUGAUGCCCACCGCAGACACCCCCCUUCCCUGAGUGUGUGAUACCCACCACAGACACUCCCCUGAGUGUGUGAUGCCCACCGCAGACACUCCCCUGAGUGUGUGAUGCCCACCAGACACUUCCCUGAGUUUGUGAUGCCCACUGCAGACACUCUCCUUCCCUGAGUGUGUGAUGCCCACUGCAGACACUCCCCUUCCCUGAGUGUGAUGCCAACUGCAGACACCCCCGUUCCCUGAGUGUGUGAUGCCCACUGCAGACACUCCCCUGAGUGUGUGAUGCCCACCACAGACACUCCUGAGUGUGAUGCCCACUGCAGACACUAAACCUGAGUGUGUUGCCCUCCGCAGACAAUCCCAUUCUGAGUGUGUGAUGACCACCGCAGACACUCCCCUGAGUGUGUGAUGACCACCGCAGACACUCCCCUGAGUGUGUGAUGACCACCGCAGACACUCCCCUGAGUGUGUGAUGCCCACUGCAGACACUCCCCUGAGUGUGUGAUGCCCACUGCAGACACUCCCCUGAGUGUGUGAUGCCCACCACAGACACUCCUGAGUGUGAUGCCCACUGCAGACACUAAACCUGAGUGUGUGUUGCCUUCUGCAGACAAUCCCAUUCCGAGUGUGUGAUGACCACCGCAGACACUCCCCUGAGUACGUAAAGCCCACUGCAGACACUCGGGGCAGUAAGUGGGAACAAAAGUGCUAAAAUCGUGCAGGCUAGCCGCUCCAAAUUAGGGAUCACUCCCAAUCCCAAACAAUACAAUCCAACAAAUUAGUAUAAUUUAAAAAACAUAUACCACCGGGGGCGCCACAAUUGCACGUGUGUGAUUGUGGCGCCCCCGGUGGUAUAUGUUUUUUAAACUAUACUAAUUUGUUGCACUGCAGACACUCCCCUUCCCUGAGUGUGUGAUGCCCUCCGCAGACACUCCCCUUCCCUGAGUGUGUGAUUCCCACUGCAGACACUGCCCUUCCCCGAGUGUGUGAUGCCCACCGCAGACACUCCACCUUUUUUGAGUGUGACUUUUUCUGAGUAAAUUUUACAUCCUUUUUUAACGGAUUUUCCUCCUGUUCGCAGCUGAUCUGUGCCGGGAUAAGUUCUCUCGCUGCGGUGUCAUGGCGUCUAGUGGCAUGUGCAAUUCCAUGGGAUCUCAUUGCAGCAAGAGCUGCGGAGGCUGUUAAUGGGUGGUACUGUAGGCCUGGAGUACCCACCACACGAGGGAGCGGACAUCCCUCAGCCAGUGUGAUUUAUGGAGGUGCUAGCAUUAUUUUAGCCUUUAUGUUACUUAUUGUACUGUAUGUGCCCCCAGUUUGGGCACACGGGCAUAUUGCCCAGUUAUCUCCACUGUCUUUGCCAUAUGAUAGCCAGCCCUGUGUACUGCACUGCUCUGACAUCUUAACCUGCUUCUCCGCUGGGGACUGGCUUCCCCAGCAAUUAUCAGGGCUUUCGCAAACGAACCACGUCUAGACCACAGUAAAUAAGAGGUCAGGGUAGGACGUGCUGUAUAUAUGUCUAGGUACUAUGUGUGGUCCCUGCCACUUUACACCAAAUAACGCCUAGUCUGCUACGAUACUGCCUGCCAUGUACUCAUGUUACCUCCCGUAUUGACCCUCUCCUCUUUGCGUUAUCGGAAAUAGCUACUUUCCAGUAGCUGCUGCAAUGUAUCUAUGGCUUUCAUGGGUUUUAUACUUUCUAUUUCCUGAUAACUGUUGCCAUUUUUUUUUUAACAAUUUGGAAUUAUUCACACUGUUGUGCAAAGUGUGAGGUGCUGCCCAGCAGAAUGUGUAAAUCGUGGUGCUCCCAAUCAAUGAAUCAAUGAUGGCCAGGAUCCCAGAGGAACCACCGUGACUGGUUAUUGGUUUUACAGCGGAAACAUGUGAAAUCACAUACUGCAGGGUAGCACUUUCAUGAUGUCCCCGUAAAAAUAAAACAAAAAAUGGCAAAGUUACAACUAUGUGUCACACCCUCUCAGACUGUCAGUCUUGUACACAAAGCACCCGCCUCUGAUCACGGACACUCACACUAUAUAUAAAUAUUGUUCACUUUUUAAAGCUUUAAUCUCAAUCGUGCCCAGAGUCAAUAGGGGAUGUCGGUUUAAUUGAUUUAACUUUUUUUGUAAUUUGUUUUGUACAAACGUUUAAUAAAUUGCAGACUUUUACCUUGUGCUGGAGUCAGAGUUUUAAUUCAGUAAAGUUCAUCAUUUAGAGAA
Messenger RNA from Pelobates cultripes (western spadefoot toad), 18620 nucleotides. Lineage: Eukaryota; Metazoa; Chordata; Amphibia; Anura; Pelobatidae. The record is from the annotation of a GenBank genome assembly.